Rhododendron vialii is the source of this 2159-nucleotide messenger RNA. Its product is annotated as calcium-dependent protein kinase 10-like. Gene Ontology annotation, molecular function: calcium ion binding; calcium/calmodulin-dependent protein kinase activity; ATP binding. Gene Ontology annotation, biological process: intracellular signal transduction; peptidyl-serine phosphorylation; protein autophosphorylation. NCBI's taxonomy places the organism in Eukaryota, Viridiplantae, Streptophyta, Magnoliopsida, Ericales, Ericaceae. The transcript is spliced from 7 exons. The record is from RefSeq and is a predicted model, not a curated record. Gene Ontology annotation, cellular component: nucleus; cytoplasm. The coding region runs from base 180 to 1823 and encodes 547 amino acids.
CUACUCCUACUAAUGACCUUUUUCAAAAAAAACCACUUUUCUCUCAACUGACCCCCCCCGCGUUUUCUCUCACUCCUCACCCCCACCCUGUCAUGCCAAUCAUCAACAACUCUCCUCUCUCCUACCCCCUCACCACCACCGCCACCGCCCACGGCGGACUUACAACAACCCACUGAGCCAUGGGAAACUGCGCCGCCUGCAUAAGACCGGAAACCCCCAAAACCAAACCCCAGAACAAGAACAAGAACAAGAACAAACCCACCCGGCACCACCACACCCGACCCAACCCGUACUCCGACUCCCCCGCCCCGAUCCGGGUCCUGAAAGACUUCGUCCCCUCAGGCCACCACCGCACCCGGAUCACCGACAAGUACAUCCUGGGCCGCGAGCUGGGCCGGGGCGAGUUCGGCGUCACCUACCUCUGCACCGACCGCGAGACCCGCGAGGCCCUCGCCUGCAAAUCCAUAUCGAAGAAGAAGCUCCGAACAGCUGUAGAUAUAGAGGAUGUGCGAAGAGAGGUCCAGAUCAUGUCGUGCCUACCCGACCACCCGAACAUAGUCCGUUUGAGGGCGACGUACGAGGACAAUGAAGCGGUGCACUUGGUGAUGGAGUUGUGCGAGGGAGGGGAGCUUUUCGAUAGGAUAGUGGCGAGGGGGCAUUACAGCGAGCGGGCGGCUGCCGGGGUGGCGAGGACGGUGGCGGAGGUGGUGAGGAUGUGUCACGAGAAUGGGGUCAUGCACAGGGAUUUGAAGCCGGAGAAUUUCUUGUUUGCUAAUAAGAAGGAGAACGCGCCGUUGAAAGCGAUCGAUUUCGGGCUUUCAGUGUUCUUCAAGCCCGGGGAGAGGUUUUCAGAGAUUGUGGGUAGUCCAUACUAUAUGGCGCCUGAGGUUUUAAAGAGGAAUUAUGGACCAGAGGUUGAUAUAUGGAGUGCCGGUGUGGUUCUUUACAUUUUGUUAUGUGGGGUUCCUCCAUUUUGGGCAGAAACUGAACAGGGUGUUGCUCUGGCAAUUCUGCGGGGGGUGAUUGAUUUCAAGAGGGAACCAUGGCCUCAAAUUUCUGAUAGUGCCAAGAACCUUGUUCGGCAGAUGUUAGAGCCGAAUCCAAGAAAGCGGUUGACUGCCCAACAGGUUCUUGAACACCCCUGGAUAUUAAAUGCGAAAAAAGCUUCAAAUGUCCCAUUGGGAGAUAUAGUGAGAACUAGGCUCAAGCAGUUCUCCGUGAUGAACAGAUUCAAAAAGAAAGCUUUGAGAGUAAUUGCGGAGCACUUAUCGGUUGAAGAGGUUGAAGUAAUAAGAGACAUGUUUACGUUAAUGGACACUGACAAUGAUGGAAAAGUAACAUACGAGGAACUGCGGGCAGGUCUUCGUAAAGUCGGGUCGCAAUUGGCUGAACCGGAGAUGAAGUUGCUGAUGGAUGUGGCUGAUGUUGAUGGGAAUGGAGUGCUGGAUUAUGGAGAGUUCGUAGCGGUAACCAUCCAUCUCCAGAGGAUGGAGGAUGACGCACAUUUCCGCAGAGCAUUUAUGUAUUUCGAUAAAGAUGGUAGUGGGUACAUUGAACUUGAUGAGUUACAAGAAGCCUUGGCAGAUGAAUCUGGAGUAACUGAUGCUGAUGUGGUAAAUGAGAUCAUGCGAGAGGUUGAUGCAGACAAGGAUGGGCAAAUCAGUUAUGACGAAUUUGUUGCAAUGAUGAAAGCUGGAACGGAUUGGAGAAAGGCAUCUCGGCAGUAUUCAAGGGAGAGAUUCAAGAGCUUGAGCCUUAAUCUGAUGAAAGAUGGUUCAUUGCAGCUUGCGGAUGGGAUAACUGGUCAAACUGUUGUGGUUUGAGCUUACGGUUUAUACUUCCGGAAAUUCCUAUGAAUUGUUGCUCUCAUCAUCGAUACAACCAAUACAUGGAAGGUUCAGUGGCAGCGGUUCCAUAUGCUCGACAUCCCGAAAUAUUCUUUUGAUUUCGUUUGGUGGGAUUUGUUUUCUUAUUUUUUGGCAAUACAAAGUGUGGCAUGGAUUGGAGAAUCCCGUUCUGUUGGAAGCAAUUGUGCAGGCAAAUGUUAGAGUUUUUCAAAUUUGUGUCGUUCUGUAUAUUGGUUUUGUUAUUUGUGUUUGAUGAAUAGAAAGGCAUGGUGCUUUCCUACCUUUUGUGUAAGAGACUUAAAAUUUCAGUUU